Tarenaya hassleriana is the source of this 818-nucleotide messenger RNA. Its product is annotated as peptidyl-prolyl cis-trans isomerase CYP59-like. The record is from RefSeq and is a predicted model, not a curated record. The transcript has 9 exons. Gene Ontology annotation, molecular function: nucleic acid binding; peptidyl-prolyl cis-trans isomerase activity. NCBI's taxonomy places the organism in Eukaryota, Viridiplantae, Streptophyta, Magnoliopsida, Brassicales, Cleomaceae. Gene Ontology annotation, biological process: protein peptidyl-prolyl isomerization. Gene Ontology annotation, cellular component: nucleus. Bases 141 to 818 code for a protein of 225 amino acids.
GAACUGCAUAGACGGGUGAUCCAACUGGAACGGGAGCUGGUGGAGACUCAGUUUACAAAUUUUUGUAUGGUGAGCAGGCUCGUUUUUUUGGUGAUGAGAUUCAUCUCGAUUUAAAACAUUCAAAGACUGGUACAGUUGCUAUGGCCAGUGCUGGAGAGAAUCUCAAUGCUUCCCAGUUCUAUAUCACACUACGUGAUGAUCUGGACUAUCUUGAUGGAAAGCACACUGUUUUUGGUGAAGUUGCUGAGGGGUUCGACACUUUGACUAGGAUAAAUGAAGCUUUUGUCGAUACGAAAAACAAACCAUAUAAAAAUGUUAGAAUUAAACACACUUAUAUACUGGAAGACCCUUUUGAUGAUCCCCCGCAACUUGCUGAGUUGAUACCUGAUGCUUCUCCUGAAGGAAAACCAAAGGAAGAGGUUGAGGAUGAUGUACGGCUUGAAGAUGAUUGGGUUCCAAUGGACGAACAACUAGGUCCUCAGGAGCUUGAGGAGGUUCUUCGUGAGAAAGCUGCACAUUCUAGUGCUGUUGUACUUGAAACUAUCGGGGAUAUUCCAGCAGCUGAGAUAAAGCCUCCUGAUAACGUGCUUUUCGUCUGUAAACUGAAUCCUGUGACCGAGGAUGAGGAUCUCCACACCAUUUUUUCACGUUUUGGAACUGUCAUAUCGGCUGAGGUAAUUCGUGUUGAUAAGUGUCCCACAUUGGAAAAAAAGAGGGAUUUGGGGCCAAUAUAUAAGGAGGGCCAAACCUCCACUCUUAAGCUAGUUUUUGUGGUGGAGUUAGGGCCCAAAUUGUAUCAAUUGAUAUCAGAGCCAUGA